CAGCGUUCUCUUGGCAACGCCAAGCAAGCAAGCGCUGUGGACUGUCGCUCGUUCACUUCGCUUUCAUGCACGACAAAUCUGCGCAAAACCACUCUUGCCUUCUCCCUUGUAGCAUUUAUUAGUUUUGACCCCCUGGUUAAACUGCUUGAGCGCGCGCGCGCACACACAAAGAUUGAUGUUCGUUUGGGUCUCAUAAGAGCACGCGCGAGAGUGAAUAUGAGAGGGGCUCGCCGCAAACUGUCAUGAGGUUGACAGAGAUGGGCUGCUGAUUUGGGAAUCCCGGAGCGCAGGAAGCACCCAGCAGCACCAUGACUGUUUUCAACCAGGAGAAUGUGGAGGAUUAUUAUGAGAUUGGAGACGAGCUCGGGAGUGGCCAGUUUGCUGUUGUUAAGAAGUGCCGUCAUAAGAGCACCGGUGUGGAAUACGCAGCCAAAUUUAUCAAGAAGAGACGCAGCAAAUCCAGUCGGCGAGGAGUAUCAAAAGAGGACAUUGAGAGGGAGGUCAGCAUCUUGAAGGAAAUUCAGCACCCCAAUGUCAUCACUCUUCACGAUGUAUUUGAAAACAAGAACGAGGUCAUCCUCAUCCUGGAGCUAGUGGCAGGUGGGGAACUCUUUGACUUCCUGGCUGAAAAAGAGUCACUGAGUGAAGAGGAAGCCACCGAGUUUCUCAAGCAGAUCUUGGAUGGAGUCAGUUACCUGCACUCCAAACAGAUCGCCCAUUUUGACCUUAAGCCGGAGAACAUCAUGCUGUUGAACCGGAGCGUGCCUCAUCCACGCAUUAAGAUCAUUGACUUUGGCCUGGCCCACAAAAUCGAUUUUGGCAACGAUUUCAAGAACAUCUUUGGUACUCCGGAGUUUGUAGCCCCAGAAGUGGUAAACUAUGAACCUCUUGGGUUGGAGGCAGACAUGUGGAGUAUAGGAGUGAUCACUUACAUUCUGCUUAGUGGAGCAUCACCUUUCCUGGGUGAGAAUAAGCAGGAGACACUUGCCAAUGUGUCAGCUGUGGACUAUGAGUUUGAUGAGGAGUACUUCAGCAGUACCAGUGCUCUGGCCAGAGACUUUAUUGCACGACUACUGAUCAAAGACCCAAAAAAAAGAAUGACAAUCUUGGACAGUCUUCAGCAUCCCUGGAUCAAGCCAAAGGACACGCAGCAGGCACUGAGCCGUAAAGAGUCAGCUGUGAACAUGGAAAAAUUCAAGAAAUUUGCUGCACGAAGAAAGUGGAAGCAAUCGGUUCGCCUCAUCUCGCUGUGUAACCGGCUCUCCCGCUCCUUUCUGUCCAGAAGCAACAUGAGUGUAGCACGCAGUGAUGACACACUGGAUGAGGAAGACUCGUUUGUGAUGAAGGCUAUCAUCCACGCAAUCAACGACGACAAUGUUCCAGGCCUAAAACACCUACUUGACUCACUGACCAGCUAUGAUAUCAACCAACCCAACAAGCAUGGAACACCCCCACUCCUGACUGCUGCCGGCGGUGGAAACGUCCAGAUCAUUGACGUGUUAAUGAAAAAAGGGGCAGAGAUUCAAGCCCUUGAUAAGACUGGAGCCAAUGCUAUCUACUACGCCUCCCGACAUGGCCAUGUGGGGACCUUGAGAUUCCUGCAUGAAAAGAAGUGCCCUCUGGACAUCCAAGAUAAGUCUGGAGAAACAGCUCUGCACGUAGCAGCUCGCUAUGGUAACGUGGAUGUAGUCCAAUACCUGUGCAGUAUCCAUGCUAACCCUGACCUACCAGACCGGGAGCAAGAGACCCCUCUGCAUUGCGCAGCGUGGCACGGAUACUCAGCGGUGGCCAGAGUUUUGUGUGAAGCUGGCUGUGAUGUGAAUGCCCGAAACCGUGAGGGCGAAAGCCCGUUGCUCACUGCUUCCGCCCGGGGUUUCAAGGACAUUGUGGAGUGUCUGCUGGAGCACGGGGCGAACAUGGAUUCUGUUGAUAAGGAUGGUCACAUUGCUCUCCAUCUGGCAGUGAGGAGAUGUCAGACUGAAGUGGUCAAGUGCUUGCUAAGCCAUCACUGUUAUGUGGACCACCAGGAUCGCCACGGCAACGCACCCCUGCACAUUGCCUGCAAGGACGGCAACCUGCCAGUGGUCAUACAACUCUGUGCUGCUAAAGCCAAUCUGGAUAUUCCUAACAAAUUUGGAAGAACACCGCUCCACCUGGCAGCUAGUAACGGGGGUCUGGAGGUGGUGCGUCAUCUUUGUGUUGCGGGAGCCAACACUGAAGCCAUCACUAAUGAUGGAAAGACAGCAGAAGAUCUUGCGAAUGCUGAGCAGCAGGAGUAUGUCGCAAUGCUGCUGGCCAAGCUGAGGAAGGACAACCACAAGGCCAUUUACAUCCAGCAGCUGCGGCCUACACAGACCCUCCAACCCCGUAUCAAACUCAAGCUGUUCGGCCACUCGGGAGCAGGGAAGAGCACUUUGGUGGAGUCCUUAAAGUGCGGAAUCUUGCGGAGUUUCUUCCGGAGAAGGAGGACCAGGCUGACCAACCCGGUCCGACAUCCGGCCUCACCUGCCACUUCCAAACCUUCAGUGUCUGUCAGUAUCUCUAACUUGUAUCCAGGCUGUGAGAAUGUAAGCGUGCGUAGUCGCAGUAUGAUGUUUGAGCCCAGUUUGACCAAAGGCGUGCUGGAGGUCUUCAGUCCCGUACACAAUGCUCUCUCCACGGCUGAUGACACCGCCACCAAAGCCAUCGACAUCCAGAAUGCCAACGUCAAUGGUGUUGGAGACUUUAGUAUAUGGGAGUUCUCUGGUAAUCCUGUCUACUACUGUACAUAUGAUUACUUUGCUGCGAAUGACACGGCAGCGAUUCACUUGGUUUUAUUCAGCCUGGAGGAUCCGUAUGAGACUCAGCUCAACCAGGUCGCAUUCUGGCUUAACUGCCUCAAGGCUCUCACACUGCCGGAGGACAAUAUCGCCUUUGGAGGGAAGAUCAGGAAUCCCCUGCGUGUGGUGCUGGUGGCCACACAUGCUGACAUCGUGAAUAUCCCCCGAUCAUUCGGGGGAGAGUUCAGCUAUGACAAGGAGAGAUCUCUGCUUAGAGAAGUCAAAAACAGGUUUGGUAAUGACCUGCUCAUCGCCGAAAAGCUCUUUGUCAUGGAUGCAGGAGCGUCCAACUCCAAAGAUAUGAAGCUGCUGAGAAACCAUCUCUUAGAGCUCCGAAACAGCAUCAUCUCAACCUGCAGGCCUAUGACUCAGUUGGCAGAGAAGCUGUUGUCCACGCUGCCUUCCUGGAGGAAAUUGAAUGGUCCAAACCAGCUGAUGUCAUGGCAACAGUUUGUUGUGGAUGUACAAGAACAAGUCAACCCUCUGGCCAGUGAAGAGGAUCUGCGGGAACUGACUUUACAACUUCACAGCAUGGGAGAGAUUAACAUCAUGCAGAGUGAAACUGUCCAAGACGUUGUCCUUCUAGAUCCCCGCUGGCUUUGUAGUAAUGUCCUCGGCAAGCUUCUCUCCAUUGAAACCCCCAAAGCGAUCCACCAUUAUCGUGGUCGCUAUCGUGUAGAGGAACUCCAAAAUCUCGUCUCUGAAGGCGAUAUUGACGAACUGCUCCAGGUGCUGGAUGCCAUGGACGUUUGUGCCCGUGACACAGCCAAUCCAGGCAUGGUAGACAUUCCCGCCCUCAUACGCACAGGUGGGCUGCAGCACACCUGGACGGACGAAGAUGACAUAGAAGGAGAGGACACUUUGCUUUACGGUGGGGCACGCGUGGUCCCUGCAGAGCACUUAGCACCGUUCCCCUGCGGACUCUUUCAUAAACUUCAAGUAAACCUGUGUCGCUGGAGCCGGCAACAGAAACCUGAGGUCGAGCCUGAGGAUGUGCGGUUAUGGAGCGGCGGAGCUCGCGUUGGGCUAGGUGGUGCUGAGGCUCUAGUUCUGCUUGUUAAUCAUGGACAGGGCUUGGAGGUGCAGUUACGAGGCCCAGAAGCAGAUCCAGGACGUUGUUAUGCUCUGUUGGACACUCUAUGUGGCAUGACAGAGGGACUUGUGGCCGCUACGUUACCUGGUUUGUUAACUUCUCGACAUUAUCUAAGCCCCCAGCAGUUGCGGGAGCACCACGGACCUGUCAUGCUCUACCAGCCUAGGGAUUUUUUCCGAGCUCAGGCGCGUGGCGAGAACGCGCUAUCUAAUACCAUGGGAGGCUAUCGCGAGAGCUUCGUUAGUAUCGUAGCUUUAGGCUGCACCCAGGUCUACAAGCAGGGCAGUCUCGGCAGGGAUGUUCCCGUGGUGGAGCUCAGUCACCUGACUCGACGCAAACUCUGCCGCCUACUGGACCCGCCCGAUGCCCUCGGAAAGGACUGGUGUUUGCUCGCCAUGAAUUUGGGUCUGAGCGAGCUAGCUGCUAAAUACAGCGGUGGCACCAAUGGGACUCCACCCGCAGACCCCUUUUCUCUUCCCAGCCCAACGGCCACACUUCUCCAAGACUGGAGCCAGCGAUCAGAUUCAACCAUAGGCAUUUUGGUGGAUAAACUGAGAGAACUUGGCCGUCGAGACGCGGCAGAUUUUCUCCUCAGAGCCGCGCCAGUGUUCCGGGUCAACAUGGAGAUCCUGGGAACUCCGCCAGAGCCGCACAGCCCAGUGUGCAAUGGAGGCGGCACAUCUUACAAUUCCAUCAGCUCUGUUAUCUCACGUUAGGGCUCAGCUUGUGUUGUCUGUAGAGAAACGUGCAAUUAUUCAGCGGCGUGCUGUUAGAUCUCAGCUCCCUGGACUUCUAGAACUAAAGUAUUUGAAUUAGAUACUUUGUGUAUGCCCUUUGCGAUUUUUGAAUGUUCAUCCUUGGUAUCUUUGAAAUGGUGCCUAUGUAAAUUUGUCUUUCUGCAAAUCUUUUAUCAAUUUCCCAAGGUAAAGCUGCAGAAGGCUGCCUUUCUUAUUGAAUGUCCUUAAUAUGUCCUAUUAAAAAAAAUUAAACCACAUUUGAUGACCGAAUGAUGGAUCAACAAGUGCUUGGCAGCAGUACUUGAUAAAAAGAGAUAAUGACGCAAGCAAUUGAGUGCCUUGGAGAUGGUAAACUGUUGUCAUCUUUCUAGAUGAUUUCAAAGUUGGAUGUGCCAUAUGUCACCAUCUAAUAACAAGUUUAGUUUAAACACCCCUGCAAGUGUUUCAGUGUUUACCUUUACUAUUACCUUUUAAUGAACAAAUAUAUUGGAUAACUAUUCUCAAACAUUCGGAGUGUGGGUAAUAUAACUUUACUACCUAAACAUUUCCUACUGCAGCAAAAGCAUAUUUUUUCAGACAGGAUUUUAUUCAAAAGAUACACACAAAAAAAUGAUGCAGAAUAAAUACCAAAACAUUUUAAAGUCUGCUUCCUAAAAUCAUGUGAGUCUCAAUGUAUUUACUGACUUACACGCUCGAGUAUAUUUGUGUCAUUUUUUUGUGAAAUAUUGCAGUUCUAACUGCUUGUCAUAUGUAAAUACUGCAGGCAUUUACAUGGCAAAAAAUGUCUCUCCGUAAAAUAUAAAAUGUCUCUCCGCAAGCAUGAUCCGAGUAUUGUUACAGUUGUUCGACUGUUGUAUCAAAAGUUUCUGUUUCACACAUUGGGCAAGUUUAUUUUGGACCGUUUAUGUACUGAAAUGAUAAAAAUAUAUAUUUUUGGGACCGCAUUUGGACAAAAGCUUAAUUAAAUGUGUCAAUAUUUGCAUUGAAAAUUGGGACAGUGAUAUAGAGCUGUUAAGAUUAUUCAGUGGUUUAUUAGAAUUAUCUCAUUUAAAGGGAUAGUUCACCCAAAAAUUACUCAUCCUCAUGUUGUUCUAAACCUGUAUGAAUUAUUUUUUUCUUAUGAACACAAAAAAGAUAUUUUGAAAAUAAAUCAUAGUAGACACACAGCAUAUAGUGUCCAUUGACUUCUAUAGUAGGAAACAAAUAUUUUGGAAGUAUUGUGAUAAAUGAUGAAGAAAAUAUUUUGAUAAAUGAUGGAAAGCACACAGUUGACGGUAGCCAUUAAAUUCCAUCAUAUUUUUUAUUCCUAUACUAUGGAAGUCAAUGGACACUAUAUGCUGUGUGUUUACCAUCAUUUCUCUUCUUCUUUUGUGUUCAUCAGAAAAAAGAAACUCGUACAGGUUUAAAACAACAUGAGGAUGAGAAAAUGAUGAAUUUUCAUCUUUGGGUGAACUAUCCCUUUUAAUAAGAGCCAUCUGAUUGGAUUGUACUGAAUGUGAUGGGCACUUAAAAGCUGUAGAUGGCAGCAAAGACUUCCUCUUACAGUACUUCAUGAUAGGCUAUGACUCUUGUUUUCUUUCAGAGAAGACAGCUGGAAUUUAAUUUUUAAUGUGUACAUUUACUUCAACUGUCCCAUGUGAUAUUUGGGGCAGCUUUGUCUUCUAACCCCUCACCGUUUGUUUUGCAGGCAGUCUUAACAUCAUAAGCUUUUAUAAAAAGGGAACUGGGCAUAUUGUGUUCUCCCAUUCCAAAAGGCACAUUUUUAUAUUGUGAUUGUCUAUGUAUUAUAAAUAUCUUUCUCUGUUUAGCUGUGGUCAAGGUUAAUGAUUUCCCCUAUUAAGACUUUAACAGGGUAAAUCGGAGGGGAAUUUAUCUUGUUGUAUUUAAGACUUGUACAGUCAUUUCUUUGCACAAACCUUCACAUCUAUUUAUAUUAUGUUCUGAAUGCAUGUCUCUGAAUGCCAUGUCCUUAAUAAUUCCUUAUAACUUUACAGUGUACUACAUUUUUUUAUAAUAAAUUGUUUACUCGAUGA
Molecule: messenger RNA, 6682 nt
Organism: Misgurnus anguillicaudatus (oriental weatherfish)
Lineage: Eukaryota; Metazoa; Chordata; Actinopteri; Cypriniformes; Cobitidae
Source: RefSeq, a predicted model, not a curated record